AAUAACUGGCGCUUUGUAUUGUAAAGGAAGGUGUCGAACAAAUAUUUUAGUUUAUCUAACCAAUUUUCACUUAAUUUGAGUAAAAAUGACCACAAAAAUAGAUCAGAAAGCGUACCUACAAAAAUAUCUUGGUGGAUCGUCAGGUGAUAAAAAGAAAAAGAAGAAAAAGGUCGUCAAAGGGAGAGGGUUUAAGAUAAUUGAUGACGAUUUAGACUUGACAAAACUUCGUCCUCUGGAUGGCGAUGAGUUGGAUGUGUUUGACGAAGGCGAGGACGCGCCACAGAUUGCUGGCAUCAUUGACGACCGGCCCGAGGAGCUGAAGAAGUUGGAACAGUUUAAAACCACUUCCAAAUGGAAAGUCAUCAAUAAGGAUGAUGGCUUCAACAGCAAUCUUCAAAUACAGGAAAUAAAGAAGGAUGUCAAGGAAAUUGAAAAAGAAAAUGAAAUUAUUUUUGGUAAAAUGUACAGUGAUUCUGAAGACGAGAAGAAAGAUUCAGACACGUCACCUCCUCGAAAACAGAAUGAUAAUAAGAGUAAUAAACAUAGAAGUGACAGUGACGCUAGUCCCCCGAGAAAGAGACAGAACAAUUCCGAUGUUUCACCUCCUAGGAAAGUAAAGAAUGUUAAUAUAUCCAAAAGGAGUAAAGACAGUGAUAGUGAUGUAAGCCCGCCAAGGAAACAUAGAAACAAUGCUUCACCUCCGAGGAGCAAACAUAAAGAUAGCUCAAGACCACGUCAAAAACAUUAUGACAGUGACAAUAGUCCACCUAGGAGAAGAAAAGGUUCUGACGCGUCACCGUCUAGAAAAAAACAAAGAGACAAAAAUCAUUCUGUAUCUUCAAGAUAUCAAAAUGAAUCUAGUCGAAACACAGAUGUAAGGAAAGAGAGAGGUUAUGAUUCAGAUUUGUCCCCACCAAGGAAACAUUCAGAAAAGGUUAAAGAAAGGAAAAAGCCGUCUCGAUGGGGUGAUGCUGAUGAUAAUAUUCAUGACAGGUCGCCUGUACUUAAAAGGCAAAGAUCUAGGUCUAAAUCGCCAAAGAAAUGUAAGAAAAAAUCAAAUUAUGAUUCGGAUUUGUCACCUCCGAGAAAAACACGAAAGGACUCUCCGAAAAAGUCAGAGAAAUUGAACAAAUAUGAUAAAUUGCAGAACAAAAGUCAGAAUUCAGAUUCAGACUUGUCUCCUCCGAGAAAGAGAAGGUCAGUCUCUCCUUCUAGGACUGACAGAGAUAGAUAUAAGAAUAAUGACAUUCCUCCGCCAUCAAAUAAGAAAAUGGCUAGGACGUUAGAAGGCAAAAUGGCGGGGCUGCAGAAUGCGGUGCAGUUGCGUGAGGAAAAUGAACAGUUUAGGAGAAAAGAAGACGAAGCAUUCAAACGGAUGACAGACGAUGUGUCAGGGAGGAACGCGCAAGUCGUGUCGCGGAAAGGAAAACGUGAAACAUCAGAGGACAGACAAAAGCAAAGAGAGAAAGCGGAGCGGCAGAAAGAGUUGGAUGAAAAAUAUAAAAAGUGGAGUAAAGGUGUAAAACAAAUCGAAGCGCAGGAGGCGCGUGUGCAAGAGUUCAUUCACGAAGCCUCCAAACCCCUGGCUCGACACAAAGAUGACACAGAUCUGGAAUCCCACCUCAGAGACGUAGAGAGAGCAGGGGAUCCCAUGCUGCAGUACAUUAGGGAGAAGAAACGGGAGAGAGGGGAGUUACCACCAGAGAGACCAUCAUACAAAGGCAGUUUCCCGCCAAACCGCUUCAACAUCCGGCCGGGAUAUCGCUGGGACGGCGUCGAUCGCUCCAACGGAUACGAGAAGAAAUACUUUGAGAAUCAGAGCAAGAAGAAGGCGCAAGAAGAAGAAGCCUAUAAGUGGAGUACUGAAGACCUAUAAUAAAAUGAUAUGUACAUUCA
Molecule: messenger RNA, 1896 nt
Organism: Plodia interpunctella (Indianmeal moth)
Lineage: Eukaryota; Metazoa; Arthropoda; Insecta; Lepidoptera; Pyralidae
Exons: 7
Coding region: 86-1876 (596 amino acids)
Biological process (GO): mRNA splicing, via spliceosome
Cellular component (GO): RES complex; U2-type spliceosomal complex
Molecular function (GO): RNA binding
Source: RefSeq, a predicted model, not a curated record